Molecule: messenger RNA, 890 nt
Organism: Sphaeroforma arctica JP610
Lineage: Eukaryota; Ichthyosporea; Ichthyophonida
Exons: 4
Coding region: 1-405 (134 amino acids)
Source: RefSeq, a predicted model, not a curated record
AUGACGUUGGCCGUCCUGUCCGAUGUCACUGAUGAUGGUGUCUGUGCUCUGGUGAGCAACUGCAACGCGCUCGAACGGCUGCAUUUGGAACAACUCCCCAAUGUCUCAGACCAAGUGAUGACACCUGUAGCCUCCAACGUCACGCUGAGGCGACUGAGUUUGAGUGGGAUGCAUAUCGGCGAUAAUGGAAUAGACAGGCUCGUAGAAGAGGAGACUCUGCUCACAGAGCUCAUCCUACAGAGCACGCAUGCACUUUCACCAGUGGGAGUGCUGAGGUGCACCAACAUCAAGUCUCUAAGAGAUCUAACGCUCAGUUAUCUGCCAAAGAUCAAGUACGCCAACAUCAUGCCGAUUUUUAGCAAUCCUCUGCUGGACGUGCAUGUGUUUGGCAUGCGCAUGCCCUGAUGGUUCGUACGUAUCUCCUCCGGCUCUGUCUCUCAGUCCUCAGUUUGGCGGUGUGGGUCAGACGGACUGAGACGCACAUUGUAUCGGCUGAACGUCUGUACGACAGUUGGGUUAAAAGGAGAAGCACGCGUAGAUAUCAGACUCUCUGAAUUAAUUGUUGUUUAGUCCCAAACGAUCAUGAGAAGUAGCGCUAAUAAUGGUAUUUCAUUGACCUGUACAUCAAAAUGGGUGGUUGUUUUGUGCUCCAUCGGUCCUAAGGAGAAGAAAAGUAACUAGGUACAUAGCAAGGUAAUUGAUAAGGAUGCUUUAGACAACGGAAAGCAUUAGCCAGUAAAGUACAAGACCGCGUAUAUUCAUUAAGCAGGUGAAGCUGCAGAUCACCAGAUACUCGCGAGAUGCAUGCAUCUGGUGAUCAAAUAGAUAACAAAUAGGUAAUGGUAGGCUUCGGACAGAAGUACGUUAAUAAAUCGGUAGAAAGAGCUCUG